Molecule: messenger RNA, 1025 nt
Organism: Carassius auratus (goldfish)
Lineage: Eukaryota; Metazoa; Chordata; Actinopteri; Cypriniformes; Cyprinidae
Product: neurensin-1-like
Exons: 3
Coding region: 107-688 (193 amino acids)
Biological process (GO): nervous system development
Cellular component (GO): neuron projection; neuronal cell body; transport vesicle
Source: RefSeq, a predicted model, not a curated record
UCAGACGCGCAUGCGCAUUGUGCGCACUCCAGCAGAUGUAUACUUUGGCUGAUGAAGACACGAAAACAAGCAACAAGGAUCGAUUACUAAACAUUCGCUCUGCGAGAUGGCCUCUUGCUCUGAGUUUUGUGGGUCUGGUCACACCGUCGACUCCGGCUGUCAUGUUUUCGGAGUGCGCUCCUAUCUACACCACUUCUACGAGGAGUGCACAGCCUCAAUGAGGGAGCAGCAGGAGGACUUUCAGGGCCAGAGAUCACCGCUGCGGUGGAGCUCUAGCUUCUGGAAGGUCUCACUUGCCGUUGGUGUCGUGCUCCUGUCAGUCGGGCUGGUGGUCAUGACAGUGGGCUAUUCCAUCCCCACUCGCAUUGAGGCUUUCGGUGAGGGUGAACUGCUGUUCGUGGACCGACAGGCCAUGCGUCACAAUCGCUCACUUCACAUAUGCGUGCUGGUCGGCACAGGGCUUCUCACUCUGGGUGGGGUUCUGAUGGCAGGUGGAAUCCUGAUGUCUGACUUCUCCACAACACCCACAAAACAGGAUGACUCAAGACGAGAACGGAAGGGGGGAACCAGAGUCCCGAGUGCAAUAAGAAGCCCAGCAGACCCUGUAAUGAAGCCUCCCAGCCCGGUAUCUAGUGACGGAGGAGUAUCUCCUCUCACUAGGGAUGAUAAAGUUCAGCAGUGCUCGUAAAAGAGCUGUGUGACAAUGCCUGUUCAAGAGUGCGGUUGAAGCAGUCAACUAAAGCUCCUUAUAUAUUUCAAUGAGAAAUUGGGGAGUGUAUUUUUGUGUUUAACAAUUAUGUGCUAAGAGAAUUAAAUUGGCAAGUACCUGUGCCAUCUGUUGUCCAGCACUUGUAUAAUUAUCAUCAAAAUCAUUUUUGUAUUUUUUAAUAUAACGGAAUUGAUCAAAUGAAGAGCCACUAAGUGGUUGCAAGGCAGCAAAAGAAAGUUCUGAAUAGUUUGGCAUCAGUAAGGUUUUUUUUGUUUGUUUUUUUUUGUUUUUUUCCACUUUUACACUCUUAAAUUUA